Sphaeroforma arctica JP610 is the source of this 4124-nucleotide messenger RNA. RefSeq lists its product as hypothetical. Gene Ontology annotation, cellular component: Cdc73/Paf1 complex; nucleus. Lineage: Eukaryota; Ichthyosporea; Ichthyophonida. The transcript is spliced from 10 exons. The record is from RefSeq and is a predicted model, not a curated record. Bases 1 to 936 code for a protein of 311 amino acids. Gene Ontology annotation, molecular function: RNA polymerase II C-terminal domain phosphoserine binding. Gene Ontology annotation, biological process: positive regulation of transcription elongation by RNA polymerase II; transcription elongation by RNA polymerase II.
AUGGUGGUUUCUACUGCCCGCUAUGUUCUUACGUUCUUGUUUGGCCGUGUGCCCAAGUUUCUCUCGUUUGAACAGCAACCGUUUACGGAGGAUACCUACAUCGAAGAGGUCGCACCAAACACGCAGGAGGGCCGCGCACAAUGUCGGUUAUUCGUCAACAACACCGUGCGCUGGCGCCAUGUGGUGGACAGGGAUGGUAAGCAAGUCAUAGACCCCACGACAGGCGAUCCAAAGAUGGAGAGCAAUGCCAGAUUUGUCAAAUGGGAUGAUGGAUCCUCAUCGUUAGUUAUUGGAGACGAGGUCAUCGACGUGGCGGAGAAGUCUAUUCACGAAGGCAACACACACAUAUUCAUGCGAUCAAAGCCGUCGCUAUACGCCGAGACGGUAGUGACCCACAAGUACACCUUUGCCCCGGCAUCGUCGAAUUCGCUCACACAUAAGAUCAUGAAAGAUAAGAUGGCCAGCCGAUACGAGAAGAGCACGGCGAUCAAGACCAUCGUGGUGUCGGAAGAUCCCACCAAAACUAAUAGAGAUCUGGCGAAGAAGGAAGACGAGAAAAAUAGUGUCAAGCGUAAAUUGGAUAAUAAGAGGCGAAAGGAAUUGAUGAAGCAGAGCAAACUCAACUCCAGAUUCCUGGAGGAUGGACAGGAUGACGACUUCAGUAGUGGCAGCGAAGAGGACUUUGAGCAGAAUGUGCGGGCAAUGAAAUCCAUAAGCGGUAAAAGAAGAGACGAUUACAGCAGUGAUGAAGAAGCAGAAGAAAGUCGUUCUGAGAGUGGAGGUGAAAGCGACAAGGAGCGGAGGUUGAAGAAUGCUAAGCGUGCGGCUUCGGAUGAUGACAACAGUGACAGUGAUGAUGGCAAGAACAAAUCCAAGAAAAAGACUAGAUACUCCGAUGACGACGAUAGUGGAAGCGACCUGUUUGGCGACGAUUAAUCUACAACCACACAGAGCCAGAGACCAUACUGUCAAAACAACCGACAGCCGUCACUAAGACUCGUAGAAAGCGUGCAAUAAAGCGACCUUCCGCAUAUUGCAAUACAAUGGACUGUAGUCGUCGAUUUUUAUAGAUCAACAAAUGCUCAUUUGUUACCGGUAUAGAUGGAAUCCCAACUACUGAAAGCAGUGGUCUAUCAAUUUAGACACAUCAUUGCCAUGUUGUCGGAUGAGACGAGCGUUGUGAGCUCGGUCAGUGAAGCCGAGCUCAAUCAGUAGAUCCAUAGCUUGCAGAUCCGAGUAGUUCAGGAAAGCAUCCUAUAUUUAACGAGUCAAAUCAGUUCGAAUUUAGUCACUUUAUUCCAACGAUAAUCGAUAUUCCUCCUGCAAACAUAGAAGUAAGACUAUUGACGCCCGGAUAAACUGUUUGUAUGCUAUCGGCGUGUCUUACACCUUAAACCCGUAUCCAACAUAUUCAAUGAACAACCCGUAGUCGAGCCAAGCCAGGAACCCAGACAUGCACACGGUAGAAUUAAGUAACAUCUGUGAUCAGUCCCUCACUAAGCCUUGGAUUGCACACACGUACAGAUGCUUAACACGCUGAAUGUCAUGUCAAGCAUACUGCAUUCACAAUACCUCGAAGCCAUCCUCCACAUCGCCCGCAGGGCUUGCUACACCCGCUAUAGCAUGGCCUGUCUCGUCGUACCAUGCAUCGUCAGCCCCACUUGACCAAUCCUCUCCCACGGACGGGUAGAGUCUCCACCCAGAAACCGGCUUGGCGGUGGCUUCCGUGUCAUGCAAAUCACUUCCCUCACCUGUCUUCUCAAAAGGCUUGUUUCCCCUAGCCACUGCCGUUGGUGUGCUGUAAGCAGAGAAAACCUCAUCGUGCUCAGAGUUAUGUGUGACCACAUCAUCCACAGACGGGUAGAUGCGAGAGCUUCGCACAUCCAGCUCCCUGACUGCGGCCGUACUCUCUUUCACAAUAGGCUCAGUGGACGUAUCCGCCUCGAAUACCCCUCCCUCCUCCCGAGCUUUCACGACAUUCUCCUUGUUCCUAUCAACAAACUGCUGCCACUGACUGUCCCAAUCACGCCAACUGCGCGGUGCCUCCACCUGACUACCACCCGUCGGCGUGCUUGUCCGGGUGACUGUUAGCGUGCCAGUGCCUGUCUGUGUCGGUGUGAGAGGUUGUACCAGCGGCUGUAACAGCGACUGCGGAUGAGUAGCCGACGGUAGUACAAGAGGGAUAGCCGUGGGCAGUGCAUCAGGGGUGGUCGUGGAUAGUACAGGAGGGGGUGUCUUGGGCAAAGGUGGUCUCAUUUGUGGGUCUUGAACCCCCGCAAAUGGCUCAGAAACCGAUUGUUCUUUUGGAAUCGGUGUGGCAGUUAUCUUGGCAGCUUUGGGUGGUUGGGAGGAAGAUGUUGUUCGCCUACCCCGGAACCUGCGGUCUCGCCUUGUGCAUCGAGAGGGCAGAGGGGUUUUUGUACGCGUACACUUCGCACUCACAUCGCUCGCCUCGCCCGUGUCGGCAGUGCUGCCUGUAUUCGCACUCCCCCUUUCGGAGGCUGCUGCUACUUCGGCUGCGACGGCACACAAGGUCUCAUUUCCUAGUACAGGUACAGGGGUGACAGGUACCGCACUUGCAAAAGCCUGUGCGUCUGUGUCUGUGCUUGUAUUGCUAAGCGGACCAGCUCCGGCGGGAGCCCAUUUAUCCCAGCCAAACCAUCCACGGCCAAUGCCCACACCACGCCCACGCGCAGCCAUAGGGCCCAUACCCAUACCCAUACCCAUACACAUACCCAUACCCAUACCCAUACCUCUACCACCCCUACCUCUACCUCCACGCGCUACCGACCCACACAUCCCUCUACCCCCGCGCCUACCACAGGAACGUCGGCGCGUACUCAGCUGCUCAGCGGAUUUGAUCUCUGAUCGCGUCUCGUGAGUCAAAGGACGGCGUAUCAGGUACAGCACGUGGUCGGGAGAGUGGCCGGUCGUGGCCAUGCAGGUGGCGCACAGGUCAAAGUCAGCACACACAAAGCACUUGAAACGCACACCCAGGAUAUAGGUGUCACACACGUCGCACUUGACACCUGGGUGGGCACACAGGUCCUCUGCCACAUUGCUGCCACUCGCAUUCAGUGUGAAACUGCUGACAUUGCGCUCGCCUUCGAUUGCACUACCUGACAAUACAUUGCUCUGAGUUGUUUCAACUGCAGCAGACCGGUUCGUAUUGCCAGCAACCCCGGCUGCCACAUCGCCCCGUGUCGGAUUUGCCGGAUUAUCUGAGCUUUGUGAAGGGGUCUCAAGUUUCUUCACCAACCCUGGAUUCAACACACCUCGCAUCAGCCGCUGCAUACUGCAAGCAAGGUCUUCGGUAUCCACCUGCUGCACCAGCUUGCCUACACUCUGCUGUACACUCCUACCAAUAUCAUCCACAAUUUCAUCCACGUGAGCCAUGGUCACACUCUUGACCAUGUUGGUCAACAAAGCAUUGACUUGCACUCGUUCCUCAUCAAUUGGCACGUCUUCGCCAAUGUCGCUGCCCUUGUUACACAAUGCCGGACUUGCCUCAGAGUGUUUCUCCGUUGCCGAUAUGGGAUUCCGUUCAGGUGACGCGAUAGUAGAUCCUUCUUUCUCAGUCACGCCCACUGCAUGUUGAGCAGUUUCAAACUGUGCAUCGAAACAAAGGGUUUCUGUUUUCGAUGCAGACACCACGUCUGAGCUGUUUGUGUUCAUAUUCUUUAGACUCGAAUUCCUAAUCGGUUGCCCUGCAGCUAAGCCACCACCCUCCAUGUCUCCUUUCGCACACAAUCCCACAUCUGAAUCACGAACACACUUUACGACAGGCUGUGCCAUCUUCGGAGUAUGAGAUAUCUCAUCCACAUACACAAACACCCGCAAUUUAUCAUGCAGCUUAGCAAGACUAUCACGAGCCUCACAAAAGUCAGCUUCACACACGAUGGUCACGUAAUCCCCUUCAUCGUCGGCAUACUUCGCUCUGAAACUAGGAAGAUUAUACAGCCGAGAGAUCUGAGUUCUUAAAUGACCCCAGGAAUGAGCAUUAAACCGCUUGAUAUUGCCGUAUAAAUCGGAUUGUACUUUGAUUGACAUCAUUGAAGAAUAGUUCAUGAAUCUACGUGUACAAACAUACGGUACAUCUGAGGAUGAAAUUAUGAGAACCAACG